UCAGAAUUCCCCAUAGGUGUUUGACAGGGUUCAGAUCAGGAAACAUAUUUGGCCACUGAAUCACUUUCACCCUGUUCUUCUUCAGAAAUGCAACAAUGGCCUUAGAUGUGUGUUUAGGAUCAUUGUCAAGUUGGAAAGGUGCUCAAUGACCAAGGCCACCAAGUGAUGGUAGCAUCUUCUCUUAGUGAUGCAGAACUCAUGCAGCCCCACAGAAGGACACUGCCACCACCAUGUUUCACUGUAGGCACCAUGCAUUUUUCUUUGUACUCACUCACCUUUGUGACGCCACACAGUUUUGAGACCAUCAGUCCCAAAAACAUUUAUCUUGGUCUCAUCACUCCUAGAGUACAGAGCCCCAGUAGUCUUCUUCUUUUUCAGCCUGGCCCUGGCAAAUUCUAGGUGGGCUUUUUGUGCAUGGACUGUAGGAGAGGUUUUUUUCGUGGACAACACCCAUGCAUGCCAUUCUUCUGCCGUGUACACCGUAUUCUGUCAUGGGAAACAAUCACCCCAGUUUGGUUUUCUACUUCCUUAGUUUACUGCAGUGAACUUGCAUGGCGAUUUGCUUCAACCCUUCUCAUCA
Staurois parvus is the source of this 580-nucleotide messenger RNA. NCBI's taxonomy places the organism in Eukaryota, Metazoa, Chordata, Amphibia, Anura, Ranidae. The record is from the annotation of a GenBank genome assembly.